UGCGAGGAGUCCCGAGGGGGCGGCCAUGGGGCUGCUGCUGCUGCUGCUCCUCGGCCCCCUCUUGCUCUUCGGCACCCUCCUGCUGCUGGUCGGAACCCGACGCCACACUGGGGGCAAGUUGGGAGGUUCAGGAAAGCGGCGCCCCCCGGGCCCCUUUGCGUGGCCGUUGGUGGGCAACGCGCUGGCGCUGGGCCGCCUGCCCCACGUGGCGCUGGGGCGCCUGGCACAGCGCUACGGCCCCGUGUUCCAGCUGCGCCUGGGGCAGCGCCCGGUGCUGGUGCUCAGCGGCGAGCCCGCCAUCCGCCGGGCCCUGGUGGGCUUGGGCAGCCGUUUCGCCGGCCGCCCCGACUUCCCCUCCUUCCAGCUGGUGUCCGGAGGUCGCAGCGUGGCCUUCGGGUCCUGCUCGCCCCGGUGGAGGGCGCGGCGGCGGCUGGCCCACGCUGCCCUGCGCGCCCACUCCACGGGCAGCGAGGUGGAGCGGCAUGUGGUGGCCGAAGCCCAGGAGCUCGUCCGGCUCUUCCUGCAGCGCAGCCAGGGGGGUGCCUACUUUGAGCCCUCCCCGCUCUUGGUGGUGGCCAACGCCAACGUCCUCUGCGCCCUCUGCUUCGGCCGCCGCUACGGCCACGCCGACGGCGAGUUCACGGCGCUGCUGGGCCGCAACGACCGCUUCGGGCAGACGGUGGGGGCGGGCAGCAUGGUGGACGUCCUGCCCUGGCUCCUGCUCUUCCCCAAUCCCGUGCGCCGCAUCUUCCACGACUUCCAGGCGCUCACCAGGGAGCUGCACAGCUUCGUGCGUGCCAAGGUGGCGCAGCACCGCCAGACCUUUGACCCACGCGUGCGCCGGGACAUCAGCGACGUGCUGCUUGCUGCCGUGGAGCACAGCGACAGCCCCCCCGAGGGCCUGGCACCCGAGGAUGUCGAUGGCGCUAUGACUGACAUCUUCGGCGCAGGGCAGGACACCACGUCCACGGCACUCUCCUGGGUCCUCCUGCUUUUGCUGAAGCACCCAGGGCUCCAGCAGGACCUCCAGGCCGAGCUGGACCGUGUGGUGGGGCGCUCCCGGAUGCCCACGGCUGAGGACCGGCCCCACCUGCCCCUCCUGGAAGCCUUCAUCUACGAGACUCUGCGCUACAGCAGCUUCGUGCCCAUCACCAUCCCGCACGCUACCACGCAGGACGUGGAGCUGGAGGGCUUCCACAUCCCCAGGGGCACCGUGGUCUUCAUCAACCAGUGGUCAGUCAACCACGACAGCAGCAAGUGGCCUGACCCACAGCGCUUCGACCCCAGGCGCUUCUUGGACUCACAGCAGCGCCUGGACCGCGACCAGGCCAGCAGCGUCAUGAUCUUCUCCGCCGGCCAGCGGCGCUGCAUCGGCGAUCAGCUCUCCAAGCUCCAGAUCUUCCUCUUCACCGCCAUCCUCCUCCACCAGUGCUCCUUCCACGCUAACCCGGCAGAGCAGCUCACCAUGGACUGCAUCUAUGGGCUUGCGCUGAAGCCGCAGCCCUUCACCGUCACCGUGCGGCAGAGACACGCCGCGGGCGGCCAGCCCUGAGCAUCUGCCAGGGAGGGUGGGGGCACCCAUCCCUGCUGCACCCCCUUGGUUUGGAGCUGGCAGAGCUGCGGGGUGGGGGACAGACCCUGCUUUGUCCACAGGGUUCUUGCUGUGGCACAACCCUGUCCCCGUUUGUAGGGUGAAGAGCAGCAAGUCCCCACAGCAAUAAACACCUUAAACAUGG
Molecule: messenger RNA, 1736 nt
Organism: Pogoniulus pusillus (Red-fronted tinkerbird)
Lineage: Eukaryota; Metazoa; Chordata; Aves; Piciformes; Lybiidae
Product: cytochrome P450 1B1-like
Exons: 1
Coding region: 26-1552 (508 amino acids)
Biological process (GO): hormone biosynthetic process; progesterone metabolic process
Molecular function (GO): heme binding; iron ion binding; steroid 17-alpha-monooxygenase activity
Source: RefSeq, a predicted model, not a curated record